UCAGAUAAAAAUUUUAGUCAGUCGGAGACAAUUCAGUCAGACAGUCAUGCCAACAAAAGUCGCUGUGGUGACUGGAUCUAACAAAGGCAUAGGCCUCAGCAUUGUCAAAGGUCUGUGCAAGCGAUUCGAUGGAGUUGUUUAUUUAACGUCAAGAGACGUAAGCCGAGGAAAAGCUGCCGUUGAAAAUUUAAAUGCAGAAGGGCUAUUCCCUGAAUUUCACCAACUCGACGUAUCAGACAGAAAAAGUGUUGAGCGAUUUAGAGAUCAUAUAAAAGAAAAAUAUGAUGGGAUUGAUAUUUUGAUAAACAACGCUGGUGUUUCUGGUGGCUUAAAUUCUGCGAACUACGAUGAGUGCAAAUCAGUAAUAAAUAUUAAUUUUAACAGCAUUUUAAUAUUGGAGGAAAUAAUUUUUCCAAUAGUAAGGGACAAUGGUCGUAUCCUUAACAUCUCUAGUGACUGCGGCCAUCUUUCCAACAUAAGGAAUAAGUAUUGGAUUGAAAAGCUAUCCAGUAAAGAUAUAAAAAUGGAUGAUAUUCUACAGUUUGUUGAUUGGUUUCUUCAAAGUAUUAAGGACAACACGUUUAACAAAGAGGAUAUCGCAGAUGGUGGGACAGUGGCAGCUUACAGAGUAGCGAAAGUGGCGCUGAGUGCCGCCACUAUCGUUCAACAAAGGGAGCUCGACAAAAGGAAUAUUUCUAUAAACUCAAUGCACCCCGGAUUGGUUCGCACGGAUAUGACCACCGGUAUUGGAUUCUACAGUGCUGACGAAGCCGCCAAAACUCCUAUUUACCUAGUGCUCGAUGCUCCUGCAAGUCUCAAAGGUGCUUAUAUUUGGCACGACGGAAAAGUGUUGGAUUGGUACGAUUAUAAUGCAGAUUAUUAUUUCAAGAUAUCAACCGUUUUAGAUCAUUUACAAAAAAAAGUUUAGCUAUCGAAUUACUAUAAGCAUUUGCGAAAUAAAACACUAAUUCAGACAUUUUCAUGUUUUUUUUUUGAAAUCCUAAUAC
Molecule: messenger RNA, 1007 nt
Organism: Papilio machaon (common yellow swallowtail)
Lineage: Eukaryota; Metazoa; Arthropoda; Insecta; Lepidoptera; Papilionidae
Product: carbonyl reductase [NADPH] 3
Exons: 1
Coding region: 47-928 (293 amino acids)
Molecular function (GO): carbonyl reductase (NADPH) activity
Source: RefSeq, a predicted model, not a curated record